AUGUCUUGUCUAUUUAUGUUUUUCAUUCCCAGUCCCGUUACAGCUACACAAUCAAACUCAACUAUCCAGAAACCAAUCGUGAUUUUUUCUUCACUUAACGUGUCUCCCAACAAAGUGAUAGCUCAUCAACCAGUUUCCAAUUCAAAUGCUCCAUCUUUAGUCCAAUUUGAGUUGGAGACGCAAGAAUCACGUCAGAAAAAUCGUCGCCAGUCUUACAACCACAAGUCUAAACCCAAGCGAACUCAGUACCAGAAUCACAACCGUCACUCGGACGGGAAAAAGGGGAAAGGGGGCUACUACCAUACAGACUCGUACAAAGGGAACAAAGGAUAUUCGGACUCGUCGACGUACAACCGUGCUAAGAAGGACAACUAUGGGGACGGGGAUCAUAAGGAGUAUGGGAGUAAGAAUGGGGGUUCACACGGGGGUGGAAAUUCUGGUGGGAGCAAGUACGGCGGAAGUCGUGGUCGCGCGAGCAAUGCCCAUGGCGCCAGUGGAGAUCGAUUCGGGGGAGGAUAUCGGGGAAAAUAUGCCAGUGACUAUUCCGAUAAUGGCAACGCAUACUUGAACGCUGGGGGUGGUGGAGGGUACUAA
Molecule: messenger RNA, 594 nt
Organism: Folsomia candida
Lineage: Eukaryota; Metazoa; Arthropoda; Collembola; Entomobryomorpha; Isotomidae
Product: keratin, type I cytoskeletal 9-like
Exons: 2
Coding region: 1-594 (197 amino acids)
Source: RefSeq, a predicted model, not a curated record